Messenger RNA from Bursaphelenchus xylophilus (pine wood nematode), 2783 nucleotides. The record is from the annotation of a GenBank genome assembly. Lineage: Eukaryota; Metazoa; Nematoda; Chromadorea; Rhabditida; Aphelenchoididae.
AUGGCCACCGAACUGCUGCAGAACAUGUUUGCGGAGACGCCGGCGCUGGAGCUGCACGCCAAAGACCACUGGAUCAGGCUGGAGCAAUUACAGAGACACUCCGAAGACAAGGACGCACUGAUCCGGAAUCUGGAGAACAUUAUCGACGAAUUGGAGGGAGAACUAGCCCAUCUUCGGGCGAAAUACAAUGGUAAGUGCGUUCUAAUCGCUUCCGGAUAUCUGUGCGGUCCAUUUGACGGAAAAUUCCCGCGGGGAAUUUGAAACGACGGGGAGAGGAAGACUUGACUCAAAGUCGCCCCUAAAUGGGUCAAGUCUUUCUCUAUCAUCUUGUUCUCGAGAAUUUUUUGGGAAAGAACUUUGUUUGUUGCAAGUUGUAUCAGUUUCGUUCAGAACCCGACCCUCCACUCAACGAACAUGGCCAAACCCGCGUGCUCAAGGGAAUUUCCUACCUCUCCGUGGAUUUUGGCCGAUUGUCCGCCGAAAAUCUCGAUCUCCGCAGUCAAUUGCGACAAGCUCACAUGGAGUUACGGAUGAUUCGCGAGAAGUCGGUGAAGACCAUGCACUACUCGACCUUACCCAUCAGCGUGGACAGUGCGAUUCAGACGGACACAGAAAGUUGGUCAGGCGCAACAACUCCCUCGAUCCCGGCCGAUCCGAUCAGCGAUGAUACGCAGUUAUUGGCGUUGAGAAAAGAACUUCAGGUUAGUUUCAUGCUUUUUGAUUUAUUUCCUUGAUUUUAGGACGAGGGAUUUGGAAAUAUUCAGCUGUUUCAGAGUUGGUGAUAUUCCACUAGGCGGAAAGUGAUGUUUUGGUGAAAUGGUUUUAUGAAUUUUCUAAAUUUUUGUUGACUUUCUCUUUAAAAAGUGUUUUCAAGGGUGUGUUACACGCGUGAGUUGAAAUUGCCGUAUUUUACCAUUCAUUUAGCGUUUUGUUUGCAUUUUGGGUGUCAAAUGGUGUAGUUAACCAAAAUUUAGUAUAACUUGACGGGUGUACCUGCAAAUGGGUUAAUAUUUUGUACACAGUUACUGCAUAGCAUAUGGCUCUUGUAUUUUAUAUCAGAUUCUACUCUAACGCUAUAGGUUUUGAGGAUUUUAGAAGACUUAUACAUCAGAUGCCAUGUGGAAGAAAAUUAAUGUUUUUUUUAGAAAUAGGCUUCUAUUAGCUGUGGUAUCGAUCUACUAGAGCAACUUGAAGAUAAUUCCCGUCUAUAAUUACAUUUAAAACCAUUAGUUUCAUCGAAAACACCUUUACAUUAUCCUUCAUUCAGCUGCUUGGAGAAGAGAACAGUUCGUUGACAGUUUUCGCCAAGGACUUCAAACGCGAGCUCAAUGAGACUUUCGAGAAUCUUAGAACAGAGUUGGCGAUGGAGAUUCCCAAGCAUUUCGUCAAGAUUCAGAAGCGUUUUCAGGAGGAAGUUGAGCUCCGAAGGGCACUUCACAACGCUCUGAUUGAAUUGAGAGGUAAAUUUUAGAUUUUUUUCUUUCGUUUUUAGGAAUUUUCAUCGAAUACUACGCCAUUUUCAGGCAAUAUCCGAGUGUUUUGUCGAGUAAAGCCGGGUCCGGUGGGUGUUGUUACACUUGAUCCACUGGAUGUUGAUGUAAUUUCAAUUAAUAUUGAUGGAAACCAGAAACGAUAUUUGUUUGACAAGAUCUUCAGUCAAGAAGCCACUCAGGCUGAUGUUUUUGACGAGGUUAGUCCAUUAGUUCAGAGCUGCUUGGAUGGAAAAAAUGUGUCGAUCUUUGCCUAUGGACAUACUGGAAGUGGAAAGACUUUCACAAUGGAGGUGGGUGAAAGGUUUUAGAGGGUGUAUAAGGGCUUGAUAUUUUAUUAUUCAUCCUAUUUUUUCAUUUUUUGGGGAAAAUUUUGAAUUUUUAAAAUUUUUUGUCUAAAAUAAUAUAAAAAGUCAAAGUAAUUGUAUUUUGGUCCGGAAUUGAUGUAACUAUGUCAUUUUCAGGGCCCAGAAUCCGAUCCAGGCAUCAGUCGUCGAGUUGGACAUGAGAUAUUCACCUUGUUGGAAGAGAAAUCAGAGUAUAUUGAGUGCUCCGUUACAGCGAGUAUAAUCGAAAUUUACAACGAAAAAAUCCGAGAUCUCCUCGAAUCGGACCAACCCACCUCACAGAAGGUCCAAAUCCGGAGUGAUGCCGAAGGCCGCGCCGAAAUUCGCGGGGUAAAACGGACCGAAAUCAGCUCCGUCAAAGACCUGCAUGAUCUCAUUCAAAUCGGGCACAAGAAUCGAAGCACCGCCGCCACAGCGUUGAAUGAAGUCUCAUCGAGAAGCCACGCGUUGGUUAUGUUGACUCUGAAUAUGACAGACAGGGACUCGGGGAAUAAAUGGACGGGCAGACUGAAUCUUGUGGAUCUGGCGGGCAGCGAACGAGUAGCCCGAUCCCAAGUGGUCGGAGCUCAAUUAAAUGAAGCAAAGUUCAUCAACAAGUCGUUGUCGGAGCUGGGAAAUGUGGUACUGGCUCUGCGGAAGAACUCUCCCCAUGUUCCGUUCAGAAAUUGCUUGCUCACGAGGAUUCUGGAGGAUUCGUUGGGUAAGGGUAUUAUUUUAGAUGGUUUUCAUCAAAUUUCUUUGAUUUUUUUAGAUUUUCUUGAGAUUAGGGGAUAGUAAUGGCUAUUUUUUAGUGGGAGACAGCAAAACCCUUCUAAUUCUUCAAGUCACAACCGACGAAAACAGCGCCAAAGAAUCCCUCAGCUCCCUAAACUUUGCCGAAAAGAUCUCCAAUAUCACUCGCCGACCGAAGUGUGCGGCCGUCCAACGACGAUCAAACUUGGUAUAA